AUGUUACAUCAUUAUAACUAUCCAACUUCUCUAAGUCACUUCUUGAGUUAUCAUCACCUGGAUGACCAGAAUACCAAUGAAAAUGACCACACAUCUGGCGGAUUGUGUGAAGAUCUAACUCAAGAGGAAGAUUCCAGAUGUAGGAGUAAUUCAUCUGCAACUAACAAUAAAUCGUUCACAAUUGCCGCGAUACUAGGUCUAAAGAACGACGGUAAGGAUUUAGCUAAUUCGGCGUCCGAUUUGAGCGUGGUGAAUCUGUCUGUGCAUCCAGGAGGAACCGAUAGAGCCCUGGUGUCAGGUUGCAGCAGGUUGCAGCUUCCGGUACAUCGGCAUAGUUCUUCAGCGGUAGCCGUGACAGGCCAUUACUCUGUUGGACAUGGAUGCCCGCCGUCCAGACAAACCAUAAGGGGAAGUUUAAAACACGUGUCAUCCAACGUGUUACAAAAUAAAAAGAGUUGUAAAAGCAAGCGAGUGAGGACGAUUUUCACCCCUGAACAGCUGGAACGGUUGGAAGCCGAAUUCGAGAGACAACAGUACAUGGUGGGGCCCGAACGACUUUAUUUGGCACACACCCUGCAGUUGACUGAGGCACAAGUGAAGGUGUGGUUCCAAAACAGACGCAUCAAAUGGCGCAAACACCACCUCGAAUUAACCCAUCAGCGGCUUGCGGUCUUGAAACAACAACAGCUCCUUCUCGACGAUUCGCACCCUGACACUCAAGAUACAAACAGCUCAAGUACAGAUACGUGAGACCAUAAACA
Molecule: messenger RNA, 761 nt
Organism: Anoplophora glabripennis (Asian longhorned beetle)
Lineage: Eukaryota; Metazoa; Arthropoda; Insecta; Coleoptera; Cerambycidae
Product: T-cell leukemia homeobox protein 1
Exons: 4
Coding region: 1-750 (249 amino acids)
Biological process (GO): neuron differentiation; regulation of DNA-templated transcription; central nervous system development
Molecular function (GO): DNA binding; DNA-binding transcription factor activity, RNA polymerase II-specific
Source: RefSeq, a predicted model, not a curated record